AUGCCUCUAGCAGACAUGACUCUCAAAGAUACGCUCGCAAAAGUCAUCCCUGUCAAACGCGAUCUCCUCAAGCAAGUCAAGAGCCAUGCGUCCAAGAGCAUUGGUGCUGUCAAGGUCGAGAACAGCUUGGGAGGAAUGAGAGGUCUCACUGCCAUGAUCUGGGAAGGAUCCGUCCUUGACGCGAACGAAGGAAUCCGCUUCCAUGGCCGUACCAUCAAAGAUUGUCAGGAGCAGCUCCCCAAGGGCAAGACCGGAUCAGAAAUGUUGCCCGAAGCUAUGUUCUGGCUGCUACUCACAGGUGAAGUGCCAACCACAAAUCAAGUGCGCCAGUUCUCCCGCGAGCUGGCCGAGAAAGCCGCAUUGCCAGACUAUGUCGAGACUAUGCUGGACAACUUCCCUCCGGACAUGCACCCCAUGACCCAGUUUGCCUGCGCCGUGUCCGCCCUUAACAAGACUAGUGUCUUUGCCAAGGCAUAUGAGAAGGGACUGAACAAGGCUGAUUACUGGGAGCCGACCUUUGAGGACUCAAUCUCUCUGAUCGCAAAACUGCCUACCAUUGCAGCCAAGAUCUACCAGAACUCUUACCACGGUGGCGGUGCUCUACCCGCCCAAGCGGACCCCGAGCAAGAUUGGUGUUACAACUAUGCUGCAAUGCUGGGUAAAGGCGGUAAGGAGAACGAGGGCUUCCAGGAUUUGCUCAGACUCUACUGUGCAUUGCACGGUGACCACGAAGGAGGCAACGUCUCGGCCCACUCGACUCACCUGGUUGGUUCUGCUCUCUCGGAUGCUUUCUUGUCAUACUCGGCUGGUUUGCAAGGCCUUGCAGGUCCCUUGCACGGUCUUGCAGCGCAAGAGGUGCUUCGCUGGAUCUUGCAAAUGCGAGACCACAUCGGCAACGACUUUAGCGAAAAAGACGUCAAGGAUUACUUGUGGAGCACACUCAAGAGUGGAAGAGUAAUUCCUGGCUUUGGACACGCAGUGCUGCGCAAGCCUGACCCUAGAUUCGAUGCUCUGCUGGCAUUCGGUGACGCGCACGAAGACAUCAAGAACAACAGCCUGUUCCAGCUGGUCAAGACAAAUUCGCAGAUCGCCCCUGGCGUGUUGACUGAACACGGAAAGGUAUGUUGUAUCCAUCUCUUUUCAGACGAGUUCGUCGCUGACAGCAUGGCANNGACCAAGAACCCAUACCCCAACGUCGACUCUGGGUCAGGAGUACUCUUCCACCACUACGGGUUCCAGGAGACACUGUACUACACAGCCAUCUUCGGAGUCAGCAGAGGUCUUGGACCGCUUGCACAGCUCAUCUGGGACCGCGCGCUGGGUCUUCCAAUCGAGAGACCGAAGAGUAUCGAUCUGAAGGGGCUGCUAAAGGCAGCAGAGGCAUGA
Molecule: messenger RNA, 1386 nt
Organism: Aureobasidium uvarum
Lineage: Eukaryota; Fungi; Ascomycota; Dothideomycetes; Dothideales; Saccotheciaceae
Source: the annotation of a GenBank genome assembly